CUCUCUCGUCUUCGAGAAACCACAAAUCUCUCUCUCUCUCUCUCUUUCUCUCCCUCUCUACUCUCUGCAAUGGCGUCUCUCCAGCAAACUCUAUUCUCUCUUCAAUCCAAACUCCCACCUUCCUCCUUUCAAAUCGCGAGAUCUCUCCCUAUGCGAAAGACGACCUUACCACUCCGAAUCGGCGGCGGAAACGCAGCGGGAGCGAGAAUGUCAGCCACGGCGGCCGGAAGCUACGCGAUGGCUCUCGCAGACGUCGCGAAAAGGAACGACACACUCGAAUUGACGAGCGCAGACGUCGAGAAGCUCGAGAAGGUAUUCUCAGAUCCACAGGUGCUCAAUUUCUUCGCGAACCCAACCGUCGAGGUCGAGAAGAAGCGUCUCGUGAUCGACGAAAUCGUGAAAUCGUCUUCUCUCCAGAGCCACACGUCGAAUUUCCUCAACGUUUUGAUCGACGCGAACCGGAUCAGCAUAGUGACGGAGAUCGUCAAGGAGUUCGAGAUGGUGUACAACAAGAUCACGGAUACGCAAUUGGCGGAGGUUAGAUCGGUGGUGAAACUUGAGCCGCCGCAGCUUGCUCAGAUCGCGAAACAGGUUCAGAAGCUGACCGGAGCGAAGAACGUUAGGGUUAAAACGGUUAUUGACCCGAGUCUUGUGGCUGGGUUUACGAUUCGGUAUGGUGAUUCUGGGUCGAAGCUUAUUGAUAUGAGUGUGAAGAAGCAGCUUGAGGAUAUCGCUGCUCAGCUUGAACUCGGUGAGAUUCAAUUAGCUACUUGAAGGAACAAAAAAUUGUAUUGAGAAUCACUUUUUUUUUUUGGUUCAAUGUUAAUUCUUUCUCUCUUCUUCCUCUAUCAAUCAUCAACAUAUACUGAUAUAUAAUAAUUCGGCGUUAUCUUCAAUUAUUUAUGUGAGAACUUUUGUGUAA
Molecule: messenger RNA, 922 nt
Organism: Eutrema salsugineum
Lineage: Eukaryota; Viridiplantae; Streptophyta; Magnoliopsida; Brassicales; Brassicaceae
Product: ATP synthase subunit delta, chloroplastic
Exons: 1
Coding region: 70-774 (234 amino acids)
Biological process (GO): photosynthetic electron transport in photosystem I; photosynthetic electron transport in photosystem II; proton motive force-driven ATP synthesis
Cellular component (GO): chloroplast thylakoid membrane
Molecular function (GO): proton-transporting ATP synthase activity, rotational mechanism
Source: RefSeq, a predicted model, not a curated record